Sturnus vulgaris (Common starling) is the source of this 3865-nucleotide messenger RNA. The record is from RefSeq and is a predicted model, not a curated record. NCBI's taxonomy places the organism in Eukaryota, Metazoa, Chordata, Aves, Passeriformes, Sturnidae.
AUUUUAUUGCUUUUUUCUUAAACUUAGAAGUUAUAUAUCCUGUAAGAGCCAGUAGUGGUUAAGGUAGUAAGUUGGUUGCUAAGUAGUUUUUUAGCAUGACAUUUGAUUCUUUCCCUUACAGAGGUCUGCCUCUUAUGCUCAAAGUCUGUAACUAGCUUUCUACUUUCCCUUCUGACCUUGAAAAUUUGGAAAAAUAAGAGUCACUUGUCCAUCUGUUUGAAAUGGAAAUAGAAGCAUUCUUUCCACUUUUUAUUGUAGUCUUACAAUGUUUUGUUUCUGAGCAGGAGCUAGACUUGCUUUGUGCAUGGAAUGUCACACAUCAGGUCCUUUCUGGGUUAGGUACAUAGGACAGAGACUAGUGGAAACAAGAAACCUUCACAGUUGUCUCGUUGUAAAAUCACCUUACUUUUCCCCUAGUUUUAUUUAGAUAAUUUAAUGUGGAGUGUUUUUUAAGUAAUAAAUUUCUUCUGAUAUUUUUGAUGUGAAAUUACUAACACAAUUUCUGUAUUUUCAAGUCAUGUCUUACUUGAAAGAUCUCACUGCUUGUCCUACUGCAUUGUGCAGUAAGCUGCACAAGCUCUGUAUAUUGUCCUGUGUUUUCUUUUUCACAUCCUGAGCAAAACUUUCAGGUUUUGUGGAUUUUCAAAUGUUACACCGAAAAUGUUGCAUGAAAGGCUAAGGUGGACAUAGGCUACAAACUGACAGUGGGAAUUUCAGAUACUCGGGUAAUAGUUUAGUUUGUUCUAACCCAAAUUUUCUUAGAUACAGUUGAAACAUUCUUUGAAUAGAAGUGAACAAAUCAAAAUUUGCAGGAAAGUUGUUUUAUUCAUGUGACAGUAUUAAAUUAUUAGUUUGGUGAGAUAAUGAACUUCAUAAAGCAUGAUGCUGUUAGAUUAAUUGGUGUUAUGUUGUAGGCUCCUCAUGCAACGUUGAUGUUCCAUUCCAAAACAUUAAAAAUGAGGGAUUGUGAGCUUUAUUUUGGAGGGGGUGGGUGUUCUUUGUGUCACUCUAUCAUAGUGGUGCAACGGUGUACAAAGUUGAAAUUGAAAAAUUCAAAUGAAGUGUAUAUUUUUUCAGUGAUUGUGCAAUGUUGUCUGACAUGUUUAAUUCUUCUACAGAUUAACACUAAAGCCCCACAAUGUCCUUGAAACCACGAGUAGUUGACUUUGAUGAAACAUGGAACAAACUUCUAACAACGAUUAAAGCUGUUGUUAUGUUGGAUUAUGUUGAAAGAGCAACGUGGAACGAUCGCUUCUCAGACAUUUAUGCUUUGUGUGUGGCCUAUCCUGAACCUCUUGGAGAGAGACUUUAUACUGAGACUAAAAUUUUUUUGGAGAAUCAUGUACGCCAUUUGCACAAGAGAGUUCUGGAAGCUGAAGAACAAGUACUGGUUAUGUAUCACAGAUACUGGGAAGAGUAUAGCAAAGGGGCAGACUAUAUGGACUGUUUAUACAGGUACCUCAACACACAGUUUAUUAAGAAGAACAAAUUGACUGAAGCUGAUCUUCAGUAUGGUUAUGGAGGGGUGGAUAUGAAUGAACCUUUGAUGGAAAUUGGAGAGCUAGCUCUUGAUAUGUGGAGAAAAUUAAUGAUUGAGCCGCUGCAGGCCAUCCUUAUUCGGAUGCUCCUCCGAGAAAUAAAAAAUGAUCGCUGUGGAGAAGACCCAAACCAGAAAGUAAUCCAUGGGGUUAUUAACUCCUUUGUUCAUGUUGAACAGUAUAAGAAAAAAUUCCCCCUAAAGUUUUAUCAGGAAAUUUUUGAGUGUCCUUUUCUGAAUGAAACAGGGGAGUAUUAUAAACAAGAAGCUUCGAACUUAUUGCAAGAGUCAAAUUGCUCACAGUACAUGGAGAAGGUUUUAGGUAGAUUAAAAGAUGAAGAAAUGCGAUGUCGGAAGUACUUGAAUCCCAGCUCAUACGGCAAAGUCACUCAUGAAUGCCAACAGAGGAUGGUAGCUGAUCACUUGCAGUUUCUACAUGCAGAAUGUCACAAUAUUAUCAGACAAGAGAAAAGAAGUGACAUGGCAAAUAUGUAUACUCUGCUUCGUGCUGUGUCAAGUGGUUUACCUCAUAUGAUUCAGGAACUACAAAACCAUAUCCAUGAUGAGGGCCUUAGAGCAACCAGCAAUCUUUCUCAGGAAAAUAUGCCAACUCAGUUUGUGGAGUCAGUUUUGGAAGUACAUAGUAAAUUUGUUCAGCUGAUCAACACUGUUUUGAAUGGUGAUCAACAUUUUAUGAGUGCCCUUGACAAGGCUUUGACGUCAGUAGUUAACUAUCGGGAGCCCAAGUCGAUCUGCAAAGCACCUGAAUUGCUGGCCAAAUACUGUGACAACUUGUUAAAGAAAUCAGCAAAAGGAAUGACAGAGAAUGAAGUAGAAGACAAACUUACAAGUUUCAUCACUGUUUUCAAAUACAUUGAUGACAAAGAUGUAUUCCAAAAGUUCUAUGCCAGAAUGUUGGCAAAAAGAUUAAUUCAUGGUUUGUCUAUGUCUAUGGAUUCUGAAGAAGCGAUGAUAAAUAAACUGAAGCAAGCCUGUGGUUAUGAAUUUACCAGCAAGCUCCAUCGAAUGUAUACAGACAUGAGUGUUAGUGCUGAUCUCAACAAUAAAUUCAACAACUUUAUCAAAAACCAGGACACAAUCAUUGAUUUGGGAAUUAGUUUUCAGAUAUAUGUUCUACAGGCUGGUGCAUGGCCUCUAACUCAGGCUCCUUCUUCUACAUUUGCAAUUCCUCAGGAACUGGAAAAAAGUGUACAGAUGUUUGAAUUAUUUUACAGUCAGCAUUUUAGUGGAAGGAAGCUUACUUGGUUACAUUAUCUUUGUACAGGUGAAGUAAAAAUGAAUUAUUUGUGCAAACCUUAUGUAGCCAUGGUCACAACAUACCAAAUGGCAGUGUUGCUUGCCUUCAACAAUAGUGAGACUGUCAGCUACAAGGAGCUUCAGGACAGUACACAAAUGAAUGAGAAGGAACUGACAAAAACCAUCAAAUCUUUGCUUGAUGUCAAAAUGAUCAACCAUGACUCAGACAAGGAAGAUAUAGAGACAGAGUCUACAUUUUCAUUAAAUAUGAACUUCAGCAGUAAACGAACAAAGUUUAAAAUUACCACAUCAAUGCAGAAAGACACGCCACAGGAGAUGGAGCAGACCCGAAGUGCUGUAGAUGAAGACAGGAAAAUGUACCUUCAAGCUGCUAUUGUCCGUAUCAUGAAAGCACGCAAAGUGCUGCGACAUAAUGCUCUUAUUCAGGAGGUGAUUAGCCAAUCAAGAGCUAGGUUUAACCCAAGUAUCAGCAUGAUUAAGAAGUGUAUUGAAGUCCUGAUAGACAAACAGUACAUAGAGCGAAGCCAGGCCUCUGCAGACGAAUACAGUUAUGUAGCAUGAUGUUGCUAUCCUGCAGGUAUGAUUGUAAGGAGAUCAUUGCUGUCACUGUUUGGUGUGUUCCUGUGGGAAGAGGCAGGCCUGUGCCUCCAUAAUUGGUCACUUGGCAGCCCCUGUUUUUCUGCUGUUUACAACAUCACCAGUGCCAUGUCAUGAGCGUCAAUGAAAAUGCCUAUAGAUAUUUCAAGCUCAUGUCAUUAUGACAUUUCUUAAAACUUUACUAAAAGAAUGAGUGAAGUAUUGCUGAAAUGUGGAGAAUUGGUUGGGUACCAUGCUUUUUUUUUUCCCCCCCCCUCCCCUUUCACGUUUGCAGUUGAUGUUUUUUAAUGUAUCUUAAGACAAAGUAAAAAAAAAUCACACAAAAAACCUAAAUAUUGUAAUAUGACAGAUAACCUAAUAAUUGUAUCUACAUUAAAAUGUACAAAAAUGACGAACAUGAUACUGCUGCUUGUCAAAUAAAAAAAUAAAGUUAUAUAAUGUGUCUCGAAUGAU